This is a messenger RNA of Theobroma umbraticum, 1920 nucleotides long. Its product is annotated as Pentatricopeptide repeat (PPR) superfamily protein. Gene Ontology annotation, biological process: RNA modification. Gene Ontology annotation, molecular function: protein binding; RNA binding. Lineage: Eukaryota; Viridiplantae; Streptophyta; Magnoliopsida; Malvales; Malvaceae. The record is from RefSeq and is a predicted model, not a curated record.
GUAAAUGAGGAGAAUGCGUCUGUACGUGACAGAUGGAAAUCUGAAAGAUGAAACCAAUGACUUCCAUUUCUAGCAUGCAGCAAAAGUUAAACUAGUAGUAGUUUCAGCUUGAAUCCAAUUUCUUUUUCUAUAAGCAUAAAAACACCAGGUUUUCGGUUAUUCGCAACAGUUUGUUCUUUUGAUUCUUCUAUGAGGAAGUAGCAUUGCGUUUCAUUAUUACACCCUUUCUGCUCUGAGCCAACAUAUAACAGGUUAACCUAGUUCUGGAAGAUGUCAUGAACCAACUGAAACAAUCCCUUGCCUACACUCUGAAAAAUGGCAUGGAACAAAACCAAACUCAGCUUCUCAUCAUCCAAAUCCUCCAAACCCCAAACAUCCCUUAUGCCCACAAGCUCUUCAACCUCAUUCCACAGAAAACUGUCUUUCUCUACAACAAACUCAUCCAAGCCUACUCCUCAAUCAACCAAUCCCACCAAUGCCUCACUCUCUACUCCCAAAUGUGCCUCAACAACUGUUCCCCCAACGAACACUCGUUCAUCUUCCUUUUCCCUGCGUGUGCUUCACUUCCCUCCCUUCUUCACGGCCAAAUCCUUCAUACCCAGUUCGUCAAAUCUGGGUUUGGUCUUGAUUGCUAUGCCUUAACGGCUUUGCUUGACAUGUACGCUAAACUACGUAUGCUACCGUUGGCUCGGAAAGUGUUCGAUGAAAUGCGUGUUAGAAACUUGCCCACUUGGAACGCAUUAAUUUCCGGGUACUCGAGGUGCGGGGAUAUGAAGGAAGCCUUCGAAUUAUUUAAAUCGAUGCCUGAGAAGAAUGUGGUUUCAUGGACCACCUUGAUAUCUGGGUACUCCCAGAAUGGGCAGUAUUCGAAAGCCUUAGACAUGUUUUUAGGGAUGGAGAAAGAGACGGGGGUUAAACCGAAUGGAGUGACUAUUGCUAGCGUGCUUCCAGCAUGUGCAAAUCUUGGAGCAUUGGAGGUUGGACAAAGGAUUGAAACAUAUGCAAGAGAGAAUGGAUUGUUUGAGGAUUUGUAUGUGAGCAAUACUGUGCUGGAAAUGUAUGCAAGGUGUGGUAAAAUUGAGGUGGCGAAGCUGGUGUUUGAUGAGAUCGGCAAGAGGAGAAAUUUGUGCGUUUGGAAUUCAAUGAUCAUGGGUUUGGCUCUUCAUGGAAAUUGUAUUGAGGCUUUCGAUUAUUAUGAUCAAAUGCUGCAAGAAGGAACCGCACCAGAUGAUGUUACAUUUGUGGGAGUUCUCUUGGCGUGCACACAUGGUGGAUUGGUGGCGAAAGGACGAGAACUUUUCGAAUCAAUGGGGAAGAAGUAUCAUAUUAGUCCCAAGCUGGAACACUACGGAUGCAUGGUUGACCUCCUAGGUCGGUCUGGAGCAUUGCAGGAAGCUUAUGAUCUUAUAAAAAGUAUGCCUAUGAGACCUGAUGCAGUGGUUUGGGGAGCUCUUCUAGGAGCUUGCAGCUUCCAUAACAAUGUUGAACUAGCAGAGAAAGCAGCUCAGUCUCUCUUUCAGCUAGAACCAUGGAAUGCGGGAAACUAUGUUAUUCUUUCCAAUAUAUAUGCAUCCUCGGGCUGGUGGGAUGGGGUUGCGAAGCUAAGGAAGUUGAUGAAAGGUGGCCAAAUUACAAAGGCAGUUGGAUAUAGUUUCAUUGAAGUGGGGGGUGGAAUGCAUAAGUUUAUUGUGGAGGAUAAAUCGCAUCCCAGAUGUGAUGAAAUAUACCAAAUUUUAGAUCAAGUCUCGAGAGUGAUGAAGUUACAAGACAAAUUAAUGGACUCUGAAUCCGAACUUUGAUUUAUUUAUAAUGGAGCAGAUCUAAAUGUUUCAGCCAAUGUGCCCAAUAGGAUGAACUACACUACUAUAACUUGUUCUGAAAAAUGUAACUAUGUGAUGGAAGAAUUGCGACCAAACAGGA